UUGUUACAGUAAUCACUGAUUUAAAAUCUUAGAUCCAUAGAAAAAUGUUGGCCAUAUUAUGUCUGGCUUUAGUAGCUUUCACUCAAGCGAAACCCACCAACGAGUUUCAAGAGCAGAUUGAUCUGGUGAAUAGUUUAGAAUCAACAUGGGUAGCUGGACACAACUUUGGCAAGUACAUUUCUAUGGAUUACAUCAAGUCACUGUGUGGAGCUCUUGAUAACCCAAGCUUGAAUGAAAAAUUUCCAGUAAAACGUUAUGAAGAUGUUAGCGAUUUACCAACUAGUUUUGAUGCACGAGAGAAGUGGGGUAGCAUUUGUCCCAGUGUGAAAGAAGUUCGUGAUCAAGGAUCGUGUGGAAGCUGCUGGGCGUUCGGAGCUAGUGAGGCCAUGACCGAUCGUAUUUGCAUUCACACCAAUGGCGCAUCAAAACCACACAUUUCUGCGGAGGAUCUUGCUACCUGUUGUUCAUCCUGCGGUUUCGGCUGCAACGGAGGGUACCCAUUGUCUGCCUGGCAAUACUUUCAAGAGACUGGCAUUGUGACAGGUGGUCCCUACGAUUCCUAUGCUGGAUGCCAACCCUACCUCAUCCCGUCCUGCGAUCACCACGUGCCUCAUUCUAAGAACCCGUGCAAAGGGGAUCUACCCACACCGGAAUGUAAACAUACCUGCCGAUCGGGCUACAAUGUUUCAUACAGCGAUGACAAACAUUUUGGAGUUUCAGCGUACAGUGUAGACAGUGAACCAACUCAGAUUAUGAAAGAAAUCAUGACCAACGGUCCAGUCGAAGGAGCUUUCUCUGUAUACUCUGAUUUCCCUAAUUACAAGUCAGGUGUUUACCAACAUGUAAGCGGAUCCAUGCUUGGUGGUCAUGCUAUCAAAAUUCUUGGCUGGGGAGAAGAGAAUGGAACUCCAUACUGGCUUGUAGCAAACUCAUGGAAUCCACGCUGGGGAGACGGAGGUUAUUUCAAGAUUCUUCGAGGUAGCAAUGAAUGUGGUAUCGAAGGCGGUGUUGUAGCUGGUAUGCCGAAAUAAACACGCGACUUUUAUUUUUAGGCUUGCACAAUUUGAUUUUUGGUUAAAAUUUUUGUGAUUCAUAACUUUGGAUUUUUAAUUAGAAUUUUGUUGGUUUGUUUGUUUUUUUCAUACUUUUUUAAGAAUUAAUGUAAUACUGAAUUAAGAAUAUGCAUCUGUUAAUAUCAA
Messenger RNA from Hydractinia symbiolongicarpus, 1199 nucleotides. RefSeq names its product cathepsin B-like. The record is from RefSeq and is a predicted model, not a curated record. Gene Ontology annotation, cellular component: lysosome. NCBI's taxonomy places the organism in Eukaryota, Metazoa, Cnidaria, Hydrozoa, Anthoathecata, Hydractiniidae. The transcript is spliced from 6 exons. The coding region runs from base 45 to 1031 and encodes 328 amino acids. Gene Ontology annotation, biological process: regulation of catalytic activity. Gene Ontology annotation, molecular function: cysteine-type endopeptidase activity.